This is a messenger RNA of Cyprinodon variegatus (sheepshead minnow), 2805 nucleotides long. It is a transcript of the gene dlb, whose product is annotated as delta-like protein B. Lineage: Eukaryota; Metazoa; Chordata; Actinopteri; Cyprinodontiformes; Cyprinodontidae. Gene Ontology annotation, cellular component: plasma membrane; protein-containing complex. Gene Ontology annotation, biological process: cell communication; heterophilic cell-cell adhesion; establishment or maintenance of epithelial cell apical/basal polarity. Gene Ontology annotation, molecular function: calcium ion binding. The transcript has 7 exons. The coding region runs from base 221 to 2122 and encodes 633 amino acids. The record is from RefSeq and is a predicted model, not a curated record.
CCAAAAGAAGUGAGCACUAACAUCCUAAUAGGACAGAGGGAGGCGAUCAGAGGGAACUGGGAAGUAUUGAACGGAUCUCACUCUUUUUAGUGAUUAAACUUGAAGAGAUUUUAGCUUAGUUAUAGACUGAAACCUUCCGAGGACUCCUGCUGUUUGGGUAUUAUUCCGCGCGACACAUGCGAACUUCCAUUUAAACAGAAACCUGAUUUUUACGAACACAAUGGCAAAUUUACAUCUGAGAUGCCUUUUGGCCCUGGUUUUAGUGCACGUGGUUUGGUCCUCUGGUGUUUUCGAGUUGAAGAUCCACUCUUUCCACACGGCGCAGCGCAUUUGCAGAAGACACAGAGACUGUCACAUCUUCUUCAGAAUCUGCCUCAAGCACCCGGAGGAUGUGAUCUCAGCGGAGCCACCUUGCACAUUUGGCACCGGCCACACGAACGUCAUCCGCGCGGACCACACGUCUAUCUCCAGCAGCGCUCCUAUCAGGGUUCCUUUCCACUUCAAAUGGCCGGGAACGUUUUCAUUGAUAAUUGAAGCCUGGAAUGCAGAAUCUCCCACAGAGUACACUGAUAACCAGAACAACCUUGUGAGCCGUUUGGCAACCAGGAGGAGGCUUGCCAUCGGAGAGGACUGGUCCCAGGACGUCCACUUCGGCGAGCAGAGUGAGCUGCGCUACUCCUACCACGUCUACUGCGACGAGUACUACUUUGGGGACGGCUGUGCAGACUACUGCAGGCCUAGGGACGACACGCUGGGCCACUACACCUGCGAUGAGGAGGGCAACCGCAUCUGCCUGGAGGGAUGGAAAGGGAACUACUGCUCUGAGCCCAUCUGCUCGGCGGACUGCAGUGAGAAGCAUGGCUACUGCGAGGCCCCAGGGGGCUGUACAUGCCGCAUGGGCUGGCAGGGCCCCUCCUGCAAUGAAUGUGUGCAAUACCCAGGUUGUCUCCAUGGGACAUGCAGCCAGCCAUGGCAGUGUAACUGUCAGGAAGGCUGGGGAGGGCUCUUUUGCGACCAGGACCUCAAUUACUGCACCAACCACAAGCCAUGUGCAAAUGGGGCAACCUGCACCAACACAGGUCAAGGCAGCUACACCUGCACAUGUAGGCCCGGCUUCGGAGGAACCAACUGUGAGCUGGAGACCAACGAGUGUGACAGCAACCCCUGCAAGAAUGGAGGCAGCUGCAAUGACCUGGAGAACGACUACUCCUGCACCUGCCCACAGGGAUUCUAUGGAAAGAACUGUGAGAUCAUUGCCAUGACCUGUGCAGAUGGUCCCUGUUUUAAUGGCGGAACCUGCAUGGAGACGAUGACUGGGGGCUACACGUGCCGCUGCCCUCCCAGUUACACCGGCUCCAACUGUGAAAAGAAGCUGGAUCGCUGCAGCAACAGGCCCUGUUUGAAUGGUGGUGACUGCCUGGACCUUGGCCAGAGUAUCCUGUGCCGUUGCCAGCUUGGUUUCACAGGGGCCAAUUGCCAGAUCAACAUCGAUGACUGUGCCUUGAAUCCCUGCCAAAAUGCUGGAACAUGCCAGGAUGGUGUGAAUGACUACACUUGUUCCUGUACCUUGGGAUUCACUGGGAAGAACUGCAGCGUGCGUUCAGAUGCCUGCGGGGCCCGUCCCUGCCAAAACGGUGGCACCUGCUUCACCCACUUUACAGGGCCCGUCUGUCAGUGUCCUAAGGGCUUCAUGGGUCCGAGCUGUGAGUUCACACUUCAACCUAGUUUCAAGCCAGCUUUGCGGCAGACCUCCCAGGCCUCCUCGACUACCACCGUCACCAUAUCCUGCCUCCUAGCAGUCCUGGUGCUGGUUCUAGUUGCGAGCAUCCUUUUCCUGCGGCGAAGAAGAAGGAGGAUGGAGGGAAGGAAGCAUCUGAGAGACAUUGCAGUUUACAAUGACUUGGAGACGGUCAACAACCUGGGAGGCAGUGAGAGGGAUGCUUUCCUCAGUCCAAAUGGCCUCUUCAAGAUCAGCAACAGCACUGCUCGCCUCAGCCUCUGCCCCGAUGGCCGACCGGGAUACAGGCACAACCCAGUGGAGAGCAGCCUAGCCAGAGUGGAGCAUCAGGACUUCGUAUGGAGGGACGAGGCCAUGCUUAGCUCUACAGCAGGACUGAGAUGAAGCAGAACAAAACACACAUUUUGAUACAGGAAAAAAAAAAAAACAUUUUAGCACUUGUUGCCUUUAUCUUUGUCAAAAGAAGAGCAAAGCAGUAACAGAUAGAGAUGUCAGUGUAAACAUUUCAGGUCUGACAUGAAGGACAUGAAGUUAUAAGGAUAUUUGAAAACGUUUAUGGGCCUGUGCUCUUCAAUGUUAAGACCCAAAGAGACAAAUAAUGUGACCUUUUGAUGAUAGGACCUACAACACAAACCAAAUGCAGGAUGAAGAAUUAUAUUUUCAGUACAUUCACUUUCUUUUGUAUAAAUUUUUUUUUUUUUUGCAUUUCAAUCUUCCUUUGACAAUUUUUUCCUUGUUGUGUGAACCAUCAUUUUUUAUUCUUUAUAUUAUUUAUUUAUUUGGAAGCUUCACCUUGAUUAUCACAGAUGUAGAGAUAUAUUUAUAUGAUGCUAAGCGCAGACUGUGACAUUUGAUGUUGUAUCUGGAUAUAUGAAAUAUCCCAAAGAUAAAAGUGCAGAUAUAAGGAGCCAUUUCUUCUGAUGAUAUCUACAGUAUGAUGUUUUAGUGGUGGUUUUACACUCAUGUGCCAUUUUAUGUUCAUGCCAAAGUUUGUGUUCUUUUACAUGUUUUCAUUCAUGUUAUUUAAGUUAAUCUUUUGUGUGUUUGGGAAUAAAACGUGUGAUGAA